Diachasma alloeum is the source of this 1677-nucleotide messenger RNA. RefSeq names its product heparan-alpha-glucosaminide N-acetyltransferase. NCBI's taxonomy places the organism in Eukaryota, Metazoa, Arthropoda, Insecta, Hymenoptera, Braconidae. The coding region runs from base 1 to 1677 and encodes 558 amino acids. The record is from RefSeq and is a predicted model, not a curated record. The transcript is spliced from 9 exons.
AUGGAGGUGAACGAGUGCAAUUACGAGGCGCUCAGUCUCGAUCAAGCCUGCGCUGUUUUCGAAAAUGGGAAGAGUAAUUUUCAUCUGUGGAUUUAUUCGGUUAUCAGUGACUGCAUUUCGUGUCCCUUCUCGAAAAUUUGUAGAGUUGACAGUCAGCGGAGUGCGAGUUUUGUAUUCAACAGUGCGAAAAUACAUACUUGGAGGAUUUUCUAUGGGGAUGAUCUGGGGGAUUAUAAGUUUCCUAAUGAUACUAGAGACCUAAUUUGUGAACUGAAACCACGACUGGGGCAGUAUGGGCUGUACAAAGUCACGGUGGAGGAUUCUGGCUGUGAGAUUGAUACAAUCAGACAGCCGACAAACCCGUAUACACCUGUUCUCGUUAUCUUCGCUCUGCUUCUGUGCACCCUCCUCCUCCUGUCCUCCGGGAGAAUUCUCACGAGGCACUUCAGGAGGAGGAAACCAGGAAAUUCGAGUGCUGCGGAAUCCACUGAGGAGAGGCCGACAGCCAAACGGCGGGUUCAAUCCAUCGAUACGUUCAGAGGAAUGAGCAUCUUGAUGAUGAUCUUUGUGAACAAUGGAGCUGGAGAUUACGCAGUCCUCGAGCACAAGACGUGGGACGGUCUCUUCAUGGGGGACCUGGUAUUCCCCAGCUUCAUCUGGAUCAUGGGCGUCUGCAUUCCCAUCGCCCUGACAUCGCAAUUGUCCCGCGGAGUUGCUCGCUGGAGAAUUUGCGGGAACAUCAUCAAACGGGGUUUUUUACUGUUCUUUAUUGGAGUGUGUUUGAACACCAUUGGAACGAAUGCUCAGUUGGAGAAGAUCAGGGUCUUUGGAGUACUCCAGAGGUUCGGGGUGGCUUAUCUAGUUGUUGGGAUUAUUUAUGUCCUCUUGAGUCGGAGGCAGUCUCCAAAGUGUCAGCAUGGAAUAUUGGCAAAGACGGAGGAUUGCUUGUCGUUACUGCCACAGUGGAUUGUUAUUUUGAGUAUUGUUGCUGCUCAUUGUGGUAUCACGUUCUGGUUGAAGGUUCCUGGAUGUCCCACAGGAUAUCUCGGUCCAGGUGGCAAUCACAGAUAUGGGGAGUAUUUUAACUGCACUGGUGGAGCAGCUGGAUACAUCGAUAAACUAAUACUAGGAAUCGAUCAUAUAUAUCAGCACCCAACGAUCGAUAGCGUUUACGGAUCCGGGCCGUUCGAUCCCGAGGGUAUUCUCGGCUGCCUCACGACUAUUUUCCAGACGUUCCUGGGAGUCCAGGCUGGGAAAAUUCUGAGGGUCCAUAAGAACUGGAAGAGUCGGAUCGUCCGAUGGAUGAUUUUGUCUCUCAUUUACGGGGUAAUCGGCUCUGUUCUGCAUUUCAGAAACGUCAUUCCGGUCAAUAAGAACUUGUGGUCAGUUUCCUUCGUAUUAUUAACAACUAGCUUCGCUCUAGCACUUUUAACUGCCUGUUAUUUACUGGUUGACGUCGCUCGUGUGUGGAAUGGUGGACCAUUUAGAAUUCCAGGCAUGAACGCCCUCAUCAUGUAUAUAGGUCACCAAAUGUGUUACCAAAUAUUCCCGUUCCAUUGGAGAUACGGUGCUAUGAAUACCCACUACUGGAGAACAAUCGCAGGCCUCUGGGAGGUCAGUUUAUGGGCCAUCAUAGCUUACAUUAUGCACCGCAAACGAAUAUAUAUCAGUCUCUAG